AUGGCGACCACCGUGGAUGGCGUCAUAAAUGACUGCGUCCACCUAUCCUCCCUGCCUUACUCGGGCUGUGACACCCGUAUAGUGUCGCUCCUCGACAUCAACAUCCCCGAUCAGGCAACUGAGGAAGAAUAUCGAGCUAUCUACACUCGGUAUAUCCAGAAAUCCUCACUGGGAAGCAGGGCCUCCAAUGCCAGCCGACUCCGCGAUGCCGUCGAAUCUAUCAGGUAUGGCGUUGCGCCUCCCGUCGCGUUCCCCACCGAGACGGUAUACGGCCUGGGAGCGGACGCGACGAACGAAGCGGCCGUCAGCGGGAUCUUUGCCGCAAAGGGCCGACCUAGCGAUAAUCCUCUUAUCGUGCAUAUCGCGAGCAUUGCGCAUCUCGAGCGGAUUACGGGCGAGCCUCUCCCUGACGUGUACGAGCCGGUGGCUCGCCGGUUCUGGCCUGGCCCAUUGACGAUCCUCCUCCCUAUACCGGCGUCAGGAAUCUUUGCGAAGAACGUCCACCCUGCGCAGAACACCAUUGGGUUCCGCAUUCCGUCUUCCAAGUAUGCGAGAUUCUUCAUCGCAGCCGCGGACAGGCCGAUCGCAGGGCCGAGUGCGAAUUCAUCGGGGAAACCGAGUCCCACAACGGCGGCACAUGUUCUGCAUGAUCUGAGGGGGAAAAUUAAUUUUAUCCUGGACGGUGAGGGGUGUGACGUCGGUGUCGAGAGUACAGUUGUCGACGGCUUGCAUGAUCCCCCGCUCAUCCUCAGACCGGGCGGUGUGGGUUUGGAAGAGUUCAGGGCCUUAGGACGAGAAGUCGGUGGCGAGGUCGGCGAGAAGUGGGCGAGAACCACCAUCGGAUACAAGACAUCGGUGCAUCACGCGGUGGAGACGGCGUCAAACACGAGUGGAAGUCCGUCCGUGGCUGCAUCGACUACCAGCGGGUCAGGAGGCGCUACAGCUUCUGAGGAGCUACAUGCGGAUCACUCGAACGGCAGCAGCAAUGGUGUUGCAAGCUAUGAAGAGGAUGUCAACGGGGCUCCUCGUGCCCCUGGAAUGAAAUACAAACACUAUGCGCCCCGGGGACGGUUGGUUCUGUUCUCCAGACACGCAUAUCAGGCAGGUCGGGUGCAGGAGAGGUUGGACCAACUCGCGGGAGCAGAGACACAUCAACCCGUCAAAGUCGGCAUUAUCUCUUGCCACUGGCCCCCAUUCGCUGGCCUCAAAGACAUCUCCUCGACAGUCGAUCCCACGCGCAUCACCGAGAUCUCCAAGCCGAAAGAGGGUGGGCAGAAGAAACCAGAUCCGAUCCUUCAUUCCGCGUACGCUGACAUCACAUCCAUCGCGCCCCUGCGCGUGAGAGAUACAGAUGUGACCCUGUACAAUGUGCAGCUUGGCACUGAGAUCUCCUCACUCGCGCACUCACUGUUUGGUGUAUUGCGGCUAUUUGACGAGCUGGAAUGUUCAUACAUAUUUGCGGAGAUGGUGCAGCAUAGCGGGCCAUCGCCUCUGCAAGACCAGAGAUCGACUUCUGAAGUCACGAGCGGAAAGGUCACGGAGGGAGGCACAGACCGGAGUGGCUCAAGGCAAUUGCGGCGUGAUCUCGAGGAUGCGGUGAUUGAUAGGAUCGAGAAGGCGGCGGCGGAAAGGGUAGACGAGUAA
Cladophialophora carrionii CBS 160.54 is the source of this 1644-nucleotide messenger RNA. Its product is annotated as Sua5/YciO/YrdC/YwlC family protein. Gene Ontology annotation, cellular component: cytoplasm. Gene Ontology annotation, biological process: regulation of translational fidelity. The transcript has a single exon. The record is from RefSeq and is a predicted model, not a curated record. Lineage: Eukaryota; Fungi; Ascomycota; Eurotiomycetes; Chaetothyriales; Herpotrichiellaceae. Gene Ontology annotation, molecular function: nucleotidyltransferase activity; double-stranded RNA binding; tRNA binding. Bases 1 to 1644 code for a protein of 547 amino acids.